Messenger RNA from Nannizzia gypsea CBS 118893, 2982 nucleotides. RefSeq names its product vacuolar protein-sorting protein bro1. Gene Ontology annotation, cellular component: endosome. Gene Ontology annotation, biological process: protein transport to vacuole involved in ubiquitin-dependent protein catabolic process via the multivesicular body sorting pathway. The record is from RefSeq and is a predicted model, not a curated record. Gene Ontology annotation, molecular function: protein binding. The transcript is spliced from 3 exons. Lineage: Eukaryota; Fungi; Ascomycota; Eurotiomycetes; Onygenales; Arthrodermataceae. Bases 1 to 2982 code for a protein of 993 amino acids.
AUGGUGCAGUCGCCCAUGAUAUCGUGCCCGCUCAAGCAAACAGCCGAGAUAGACUGGAUCGCUCCGCUCAAGGGAUAUAUCAGGCAGACCUACGGUGAUGACCCGGAGCGGUAUUCGGAAGAAUGCGCUACCUUGAACAGGCUGCGGCAGGACAUGAGAGGCGCCGGCAAGGACAGCGCUUCUGGGAGAGACCUGCUCUACCGGUACUACGGGCAGCUAGAACUGCUGGAUCUCCGUUUUCCUGUUGACGAGAAUCAUAUCAAGAUAUCCUUUACCUGGUACGAUGCCUUCACGCACAAGGCAACAUCCCAAUACUCUCUGGCCUACGAGAAGGCCUCCAUCAUAUUCAACAUCUCCGCCGUCCUAUCCUGCCAUGCUGCCAACCAAAACCGUGCCGAGGACACCGGACUGAAGACUGCAUACCACUCAUUCCAGGCCUCCGCCGGCAUGUUCACCUACAUCAACGACAACUUCUUGCAUGCUCCUUCGACUGAUUUGAGCCGGGAUACGGUUAAGACGAUGAUAUCCAUCACUCUUGCUCAGGCGCAGGAAGUCUUCCUCGAGAAACAGAUUGCUGAUGGGAAGAAACCGGGCUUCUUAGCCAAGCUAGCCAGCCAUGCCGCUCAUCUGUUCACCCAGGCCGCCGAGGGUGUACAGGAAAACGUUACCAAGGGAAUAUUUGAGAAGGUAUGGUGGAUUCUGACUUCUGCAAAGGCCUCACAUAUGUCUUCCUUGGCUUCUUACUACCAAGCCAUGGCUGAUGAGGAGGGCGGGAUGUACGGGGUGGCCAUUGCACGGCUACAGAUAGCAGAGAAGGCCUCAACGGCGGCAAUUAGCAUGGCGAAGUCGUUCCCAUCAUCCGUACCCUCUGGCUCUAAUCUUACUUCCGAAAAUGGAAUGGUGCUACUGGACAUGGUACGACGGCAGCUGUCUACCGUUCAAGAAAAGCUACCGUCAAUGAGGAAAGAUAAUGACUUCAUUUAUCACCAACAAGUUCCAGCAGAAGCAUCGGUCUCACCGGUUGCCAAGCUGCCAGCUGCAAAAGCUAUUCCUGUCAGUGAACUGUACCAAGGCCAGGAUAUCCAGCGGAUAAUUGGACCGGACAUAUUUCAGCGAAUAGUGCCAAUGUCCGUUACCGAGUCCGCAAGUUUGUACGACGAAGAGAAGGCCAAGCUUGUCCGCGCUGAAACAGAAAAGGUUGAAGCUGCCAACGGAGAGAUGGCAGCCAGUUUAGACUACCUGAAGCUACCUGGUAGCUUAGACAUCCUCAAGGGGGGUUUGGACGACCAGCUGGCUGCUGAUGAAGAGUUCAGGACCUGGUGCGAAGAAGUCUCUUGUCAGGAACCGUUUAGAGGCACCCUUGAGGACCUACAGGACGACAAGGCCUCAUUGCUUUCCACUCUGGAGCAAUGUACCAAGCAGCUGGACACUGAGGAGAGCGUGUGCGAGAAAAUGCGCUCAAAAUACGGAGCCGACUGGACACAGCAACCAAGUUCGCGCCUUACCUCGACCCUGCGGUCAGAUAUAAGAAGCUAUCGUGAGACCAUUGAUGAAGCCAGCUCGAGUGACUCCCAACUACUGGUUACUCUACGGCAACAUGAGUCGGACUUUGAGGAAAUGCGUGCAGCCGGCGAAGCCGGUGAGGCAGAUAUUCUUUUCCAGAAGGCGCUUAUUGCAGCCGGCUCGAAGCCAGGGAAGAAUGGUGCUGUGCCAGGGAGCCCAUAUAGCAAUAGAGCUCCUGAGGGAAACCUUUUGGAAGCAGACUAUGGGGAAGGAGGCCUAUCUGUAGCAGACCAGAUUGCAAGAGUUGAGGAGCUGCUUCGGAAAUUGAACCUUGUUAAGAGGGACAGAAUGCAGACCUUGAAGGACCUAAAAGAAAAGGUUCACAAUGAUGAUAUCUCCAACGUUCUUAUUCUCAACAAGAAGUCAAUUGCCAACCAAGAGGACCAGCUCUUCCAAACAGAGUUAGAGAAGUUUAGGCCUCAUCAAAACCGGCUCCUUCAAGCAAAUCAUAAGCAAAGUGGUCUUAUGAAAGAGUUGGCCAAGGUAUAUGGUGAUCUGCUACAGGACAAGCGCGUGAGGGCAGAGAAGUCAAAAUAUGAAGUCCUCACCAAGCAGCGGAACUCCGUGACAUCCAAGUACAGAAAGGCACAUAAAGCAUUCAACGAGCUUCUCAACGGCUUAAGCCAGGCUCAAGCGUUCUAUAUGCAGAUGCGCGACACAAUCGACAAUUUACAGCAGAACGUUGAGACUUUCCUCAACAACCGGCGGUCCGAAGGAGCCCAGCUGCUUAGCCAGAUCGAACGGGAUAAAGCUGCCCAAGCAUCAGGCCACGAAGAACGUGAACGAGAAAAGUUGAAGAACUUGAUGGAGCGGCUAUCAGUUGAUCCAGCGUCUUCGUCAUCUACUCCACCUCCUCCAGCACCCAAACGGACAGCCAAUACAGCCAAAUCACCUACCCACUCAGGCCUGCCACCACAGCAACCUCCAACCCGAUCCCCUAUCGCAGCCCAAUACCCUCCCUCCACUUCAACCGGUUACCCACCCAUUGCCUACCCAAGCAAUAAUGGCAUGUCGCCCACUGAUGGUUACCCCCCUCAACAACCAUACGCCCAACAUGUGAACCCGGAAGCAUACAACCCCAUGGCCUACCUGUAUCAACAACCACCGACCUCUCCUCCCCCACUGCAACAAUACUACGCCAGCCCGUCCUCAUAUGGUGGCUAUCCAGGCUCAUCACCCAUACCUCAACCCCAGAUCCCACCAAGCCAUACUCCUCAAUAUUUACCGCAAGGCUACGUGCCUCCUCCGCCACCCCCACGCCACUCCCCAGUACAAUAUAACUCACCUGGCCAGGGGCAAGGGGGAUACCAACAACCAACCAGCAACUAUCCUCCCAGCCAGCCAUCCCACCGGGCAAACCAACCUUCUCAGUCCCAGGCUCAGAAUGACCCAUGGGCGGGACUGAAUGCAUGGAAGUAA